Molecule: messenger RNA, 4779 nt
Organism: Penicilliopsis zonata CBS 506.65
Lineage: Eukaryota; Fungi; Ascomycota; Eurotiomycetes; Eurotiales; Aspergillaceae
Exons: 5
Coding region: 1-4779 (1592 amino acids)
Biological process (GO): ribosome-associated ubiquitin-dependent protein catabolic process; rescue of stalled cytosolic ribosome
Cellular component (GO): RQC complex
Molecular function (GO): double-stranded RNA binding; tRNA binding; ribosomal large subunit binding
Source: RefSeq, a predicted model, not a curated record
AUGAAGCAGAGGUUCUCUUCGUUGGACGUCAAGGUCAUCUCGCGUGAGCUCAACGCCGCACUGUCGAAUCUGCGAGUUUCGAAUAUCUACGAUCUUUCUUCGAGAAUCUUCCUUUUCAAACUCGCCAAACCCGAUCACCGCAGACAGCUUAUCAUCGACUCCGGUUUCCGAUGCCAUGUCACCGACUACGCUCGCACGACGGCGGCGAGACCGACGCCCUUUGUGUCGAAGCUCCGUGACUGCCUGAAGACUCGGCGCAUCACCUCCGUUUCGCAGAUUGGGACCGACCGGAUCAUCGAUUUUUCCUUCAGCGAGGGCACGUACCAUCUGUUCCUGGAGUUCUUUGCAGGCGGCAACAUCAUCCUCACGGAUCGCGAGUACAAUAUCCUGGUUCUGUUCCGGCAUGUGCCCGCGGAUGGGGAGCAGGAAGAGGUCAAGGUCGGGUUGAAGUACAACGUGGCCAACAAGCAGAAUUACAGCGGCGUGCCGGAGAUCACGACCGCGCGGGUCGUCGACACGCUCGAGAAGGCCCGGGUCUUGUUCGCCCAGGAAGGUGCCGCGCCCAAAAAGUCCAAGAAGAAGAACGCGGAUGUGCUGCGCAAGGCCUUGUCGCACGGGUUUCCGGAAUACCCGCCUUUACUCUUGGACCAUGCCUUUGCGGUCCGGGAGAUGGAUCCGGCGACACCGCUAGAACAGGUCCUGCAAGACCAGGAUCUACUAGCUCGGGUCCUGGAUGUUCUCAAAGAGGCGGAGGCUGUAGUCCACCGUCUGGAUCAGGGGGAUGCUCUGCCUGGAUACAUUGUCGCCAAGGAAGACGCACGUCCGCCGGAAGACGAAGAGACUACUACUACGGCCACUGCUACUGACGGCGCCGCGGAGCAGCCGAAGAAACCCAGUUUGUUAUACGAGGAUUUUCACCCGUUCAAGCCGCGUCAGUUUGAAGGCCGCCCGGGAACGACGAUCCUUGAGUUUGAACGCUUCAACGCGACGGUCGACGAGUACUUUUCCUCUCUGGAGACGCAGAAGCUCGAGUCACGCCUGACAGAGCGGGAACAGCACGCGAAGAAGAAGCUUGCCUCGGUGCGCCAGGAGCACGAGAAGCGCAUCGGCGCGCUGAAGGAGGUCCAGGAAUUGCACAUCCGCAAGGCGGGCGCCAUCGAAGCCAACGUCUUCCGCAUCCAGGAGGCGAUGGAUGCCGUCAAUAGUCUCAUUGCCCAGGGGAUGGACUGGGUGGAGAUUGCGCGCCUGGUCGAAAUGGAGCAGGGACGAGGCAACCCCGUCGCCCAGAUCAUCAAGUUGCCCCUGAAACUGUACGAGAACACCGUCACCCUUGUCCUCGGCGAAGCUAGCGAUGAACAAGACGAGGAAGAUGAGACCUACAGUAGCGACUCGGAGUCAGAUGAGGAGUUUGAUGACCGGAAGCGGGGCGCAGAGAAGGAGUCCUCGCUACUCAACGUGGAUAUCGACCUCGGUCUCUCUCCCUGGGCCAACGCGACACAGUACUACGAGCAGAAGAAGACCGCGGCUGUCAAGGAGCAACGAACCAUCCAGUCGUCGACCAAGGCACUCAAAAGCCACGAGAAGAAGGUCACGGAUGAUCUGAAGCGCACCCUCAAGCAAGAGAAGCAGCUGCUUCGACCGGCAAGAAAACCAUUCUGGUUCGAGAAGUUCCUCUUCUUCAUUUCUUCAGAAGGCUACCUAGUUCUGGGUGGUCGAGAUGCAAUGCAAAUCGAGAUUGUCUACCGUCGAUACUUGAAGAAAGGAGACGUCUUCAUUCACGCAGAUAUUCAAGGGGCCACGCCCAUGAUCGUGAAGAAUAGGCCGGGCACCCCAGACGCACCGAUUCCGCCGAGCACGCUCUCGCAGGCCGGAAACUUCUGUGUUUCGACGUCCACAGCCUGGGACUCCAAAGCCCUGAUGGCCGCCUGGUGGGUGAAAGCUGAGCAGGUCUCAAAGGCGGCGGCAAUGGGUGGCGGUAUCAUGCCCGUCGGUGAAUUCACCAUCAAGGGUGCAAAGAACUUCCUCGCCCCGUCGCAGCUGGUACUUGGAUUCGCUGUCAUGUUCCAGAUUAGCCAGGAAAGUGCCUCGCAUCACCACGGUGCGCAACGAUUUGGAGAGUUGGCUACAGAUGACUCUAAGCCAGAGGAAGAAGCCGAAACUGAGGAGCUGGAUGCUACUGAAGCAAUUGAAGAGAAGGAAGAUAGCGCCGGUUCCGACUCGGACGACGAUGCUGGUGUCGAGAAGAACCCUUUACAAGGCGUAUCUGAAGCUUCCACUGCGCAAGCAGAAACAGCGCCUGUGCCGCAAGUGGAUGAUAUGCAUGACGAAAAGGAUGAAGAAGAGGAGGAAACAGGACAAGACAACACACCCGACGAUGAUGAACCUCAAUCGGAGAUGGCUGUCGCUGAGGACGAGGGAAUGGGAGAUGGAACAGAAGCCGGUGACAGCGUGACAUCAUCUCAGCCCACUGGUAAAAGACAUCUCUCAGCGCGGGAACGACGUCUUAUGAGAAAGGGAAAGCCUAUCGAGUCUGCUGUCCCUGAAACCCCGGCAGCAGCAAAGGCGGCCCCUCCCAAGACCACUGCCGAACUACCCUCCAAAGCCAGUCCAGCUGCCCCUCCUCCCCCGGCAGAUACACCAAAACACAAUGCUCUUCCCACACGCGGCAAGAAGGGUAAAGCCAAGAAGGGCUCGACUAAGUACGCCGACCAGGACGACGAGGAGCGCGAGUUAGCGCUCCGCCUGGUCGGCGCCAAGAGCGCAAAGGCCGAGAAAGCAGCAGCAGCAGUGGCCACGAAAGCGAACCAGGAACGCGAGCGCGAGGCACAGAAGCAACGGCGCCGAGCACAGCACGAACGGGCGGCGGAAGCGGAGAAGAAGCGCCAGGCUCUGUUCGAGAACGGCGCGGCGGCGGACGACUACGACGAAGAGACAGCUGCAGCCGAAGCGGCCGAUCUGGCUUGGCUGCCUGCUCUGAUAGGAACCCCCCGGCCCGAGGAUGAGAUCCUCGCCGCCAUCCCCGUGUGCGCACCCUGGGCUGCACUGGGCCGGUCCAAAUACCGGGUCAAGCUUCAGCCGGGGGCCGUCAAGAAGGGCAAGGCCGUCAAAGAGAUCAUCGGCCGCUGGGUCGCCGAGACCACCACGGGGAAAGUGAAGAAAGAGCAUGCCGAGGACGCAGGUCUUGACCGGGCAACCGCCGAGGCCCUCCGCGCGCGUGAAGGCGAGCUCCUCAAGGGCUGGCGGGAGGCCGAAUGUAUCAACCUCGUCCCGGUGGGCAAGGUGCGUAUCAUGAUUGCCGGGGGGGCAGGUGGCGACAGCAAGGGCAAGGGGAAGGGCAAUCCCAAGGCUGCCAAGGGGAAGAAGAAACUGCUGGUUUCUACUGCUCGACGCCUUGCUGGCUGCCGCCAGCGCUGCGUCGUCCGAACUGCCACAACCAUGACGUCUCCUACACCCUCGACGCGUAUUCUCUCCGUGCAGCGGCUCAGCGAGGGCCCGGGUACACAGUCUCUGGCCGAGUGGUGGGCCAGUGAACGCAAGAAGGAGACAGACGAGGCGAAGGCCCUUGAAACGGCAGCACGGCUGCUCCGCGAGAGCGAUAUCCCCGUUGCGUUCCCGACGGAGACGGUGUAUGGACUCGGGGCGGAUGCCACACGCAGCGCGGCCGUGCAGGGGAUCUACCGGGCGAAGCAGCGGCCGUCGGAUAACCCGUUGAUCGUGCAUGUGGACUCGCUGGAUAUGCUGGAUCGGUUGCUGAACCCGGGAACACCACACCAGCGAGAUCUGGUGGGUAAUAAUGGCGACUCGGGUUCGUGUCGAACCAGGCUCUCCCGAAACGCGAUCCCUGCGAUCUACGAGCCUCUGAUUGCGCGGUUCUGGCCUGGUCCGCUGACGAUCCUCCUGCCGAACCCGACGGGGUCGAUGCUGGCGCCGGAGGUGACGUCCAGCCUGACGACGUUUGGGGUGCGGAUGCCGGCGUCGCCGCUCGCGCGGCUGCUGAUCCACGCGGCGGACCGGCCGCUGGCGGCCCCCUCGGCCAAUGCAUCGACGAAGCCGUCGCCGACGACGGCGCAACACGUCCUCCACGAUCUAAAGGGGCGUAUCGAGCUCAUUCUCGAUGGGGGGCCGUGUGGUGUCGGCGUGGAGAGCACCGUCGUCGACGGGCUGUCUGACCCUCCCGCCGUCCUGCGGCCUGGUGGCAUCGGCAUCGAGGAGAUCCGGCUCUGCCCCGGGUGGGAGAAUGUUCAGGCCGGGUACCGCGAUGGCUCGCUCGACGUCAAGGAGGUCCCCCGCGCGCCCGGGAUGAAAUACCGACACUACUCGCCCAAGGCGCGGGUCGUGCUGUUCGAGCCGGACUCGGCACCCAGUGCCGUCGCGCGCCGUAUUCGACGAGACCUACAGGAUACCGCCGUGGGAGAGCAUAAGAUUGGAAUCAUCCGGACGAGCCAUUGGCCGCAGGGACUGGGACUGCAGAACACAUCUGAUGGGCCGCAGCCUCUCACGCCCGUCACUUCCGCGGCCGUCGAUGGUAUGGUCCGUUUCGCACUCUCUGUGCACGAGUUGUGCCACCCAACCAACACCACGAAAGUGAUAUACGACUGUCCGUUGGGCACGGAGAUGGACACCAUCGCGCGCAAUCUGUUCUCUGCUCUUCGCGGCAUGGACGCCGAGGACGUCGAUGUCAUCUACGUCGAGGGCGUGUCUGCGCAGGACGGCGAGUUGGCUGCCGCGGUGAUCAAUCGGCUGCGAAAGGCUGCUGGCACAGCAAUCAAGGCGUUAUAG